This is a messenger RNA of Ricinus communis (castor bean), 2017 nucleotides long. RefSeq names its product UPF0161 protein At3g09310. The transcript has 5 exons. The record is from RefSeq and is a predicted model, not a curated record. NCBI's taxonomy places the organism in Eukaryota, Viridiplantae, Streptophyta, Magnoliopsida, Malpighiales, Euphorbiaceae. Bases 346 to 873 code for a protein of 175 amino acids.
AGAACAACAAGAACAGCAUACAAGAAGAGGAAGGUUGGAAACUUAAUAAAGCUCUCUAUAUUUUCAAAACUCAAAUGCUUUCAACUCUUUACCCUAUCUAAGUCCUAAACCCCUACUGCCUACUUUAUUCCCCUAAAAUUGCUCCCAACUCUCAUAUAGGCUUACUUAGUUCAACUUCGUCCAGUAAGUUAACUAAGUGCCGCGCGACUUGACUAACCUCUAAGCCGAAGUUUCGUGACAGCAAGCGCAUACUUUCUGUCCCUCAUUCAUAUCCUCAUUUCCUCCCCACUCUUUUUUUAAAAAAAUGUAGAAAAGAAGAAAAAAAAUGAAGAAAAAAUGUAAGAUAUGGCAAACGAUGUCGUAGAAACCAAUUAUACAGAUUGUGCAACUCACAGUACCAACCAGAAUCCAGAUAUGGCGUUAGUUAUCUCCUUAAACAAUCCAGGGCCACUCUGUUUUAUGGCGAUUGUACCUAAAAAAUCCCUGAACACUACAAUUGAAAGCCGUCGCUGUAGCUUUAGAAUAUCUAUUAAAAGCCUAAGGCCAAAGCACCGCAGUCGCAGAUUAGUCGUCAAUAAAUUGGAUACAAGCUCUAACCAAAACAAUCAACAAGAUGAGGAAGUUAACAAUUUAGGAGUUAAAGCUGCAUUAUCUAUGCUCAAAUUCUACAAAAGGGAAAUCUCGCCGCUGUUACCGAACAGCUGUAGAUAUGUUCCUACCUGCAGUGAGUAUUCGAUGAUUGCUUACAAGAAGUAUGGUGUUGUCAAAGGCACCGUCUUGACUGCUUGGCGUCUCUGUCGCUGUAAUCCCCUUGGUGGAUCUGGAUUUGAUCCUCCACGAUGGUUUGAUGAGAAAAUUCCACCUCAAGAAUGAGAUGGAUCUUUCUAUUUGCCUGCAAACAUUUAAGGUCCCUAAGGUAACUUGAGUUCUACCAUGGACCCUAAAGUAUAAGACUAUUACUCAUGUGAACUUGGUGUACCGUCCUUUUAAUGAAGACCAAGUUCACCGAACCUGGUUCCAAGCCUUCAACGACAAUAAAGAGUUCUUCAAGCAAUUUUUUCAAUGCAAGGAAUAUUUGUGUUAGGUUCUCCCAUUUACGUCCAGCAAAAUAUUGUUAUAGUUGCGUGAUAAAGGAGUACCUAAUAUCUGUAAGGAUUGACAUAUAUCUAGUAAUAACAUUGAUAUAAGAUAUUAUUUUAUAAGUUUCUUUGAUACGAAGGGAUUAUUGGCCUGCUUACUUUUAAAAUAAAGUAAUAAGGGCUUGAGCCUGCUCGGAACUCUUUGGUUAACUGGUGGAUUUUACUUCCCCUUCAACUGUCCAUAGGCUUACACCAAACCGUGCAAAUUUUUAGGUACCCAGAGUUUCAGCUGUCCACUUAAAGGGUUUUCUCCUUUUACUUUCUGUGUUCAUAGAUUCACCUUCAUAUUUAUAGAUUCAGUCUUGUAGAUAUACAUAAAGAUAAGAUUUUCCACAUUUGACAUGAAAAGGGAAGAAAAGAUUUCCAGGGUUGAAGUUAAAGAAAGAAGGUUCAACGUUUUCCAUUUUGCUUUAGUGGAUUGGCCUUUAUUUCUUUUUCACUAUAGUUGCGAAGGAUGACAAUUCACUUCAACCAUGGUGGUAGCAGUCAACAAUUGAUGCAUCGUCGUCAUUCGCAAAAGUACUAUACGCUCUUUAAAAAAGUCCAAGACUUUCUCUAUAGUGGUUUUUGUGUGACUUAGUUGAUACUGCGCUUUCAAUUAUCUAGAUAGGAGUUCUAAACAAGUAGUUUGUAUGUCUUGUUGGUGUUGUGCCUUGAGGAAGUUUGUGAAAUUAUAAAUAGAUAAUGCAAAAAUAAACAUAGGUACUGGAACUUCCUUUACUAUUUGCCUUUUCACAUGUAACUUUGUUUAUAUGCUAAUAAAACUUGUUUAAAUAUGAACAGACAGAUUCUUUGGAUGCUAAAAGUGUCUGACAAAUUACAACUGUGAUAAAAAUUACUCAAAUAGUCUUUAUUAUUGAAUAUGUUUAAAUGUGAAA